Messenger RNA from Rhincodon typus (whale shark), 468 nucleotides. Its product is annotated as chloride channel protein 2-like. The annotation marks the transcript as partial. Gene Ontology annotation, molecular function: voltage-gated chloride channel activity. Gene Ontology annotation, biological process: chloride transport; transmembrane transport. The record is from RefSeq and is a predicted model, not a curated record. The transcript is spliced from 5 exons. Gene Ontology annotation, cellular component: membrane. NCBI's taxonomy places the organism in Eukaryota, Metazoa, Chordata, Chondrichthyes, Orectolobiformes, Rhincodontidae.
AUGUCCCAAGACAUUUCACAGGAGGAAUAUAAAACCAAUUAUGACACAGGAUUACACAAUGAGAUACUAGGUGUCCUUUUUAGUAUUGAAGUAACAUCAACAUUUUUUGCUGUCAGAAAUUACUGGCGUGGUUUCUUUGCUGCUACCUUCAGUGCCUUUAUUUUCCGAGUUCUGGCUGUGUGGAACAAAGAUGAAGAAACCAUCACUGCCUUGUUUAAAACUCGAUUUCGUCUAGAUUUUCCAUUUGAUCUUCAAGAACUGCCAGCUUUUGCAGUCAUUGGGAUUGCUAGUGGUUUCGGUGGUGCCCUGUUUGUCUACUUCCACAGGAAGAUAGUUGCAAUCAUGAGAAAACAAAAAACCAUUAAUAAAUUUUUGAUGAAAAAGCGGUUGCUUUAUCCAGCAUUGGUGACAUUGCUUAUUGCCACACUCUCAUUUCCUCCAGGAUUUGGUCAGUUCAUGGCUGGAGAG